AGGGGCGUGAGAGUCGUUGUGACGCGAGGUCUACACCAAACGUCUCCACUAAAAGCCAUCGUUGCGCGCCCUGUCUGUCGGAUGCCUCGACUCUACUUCAUACUUGGUGAAUAGCUGUAGUGGACAGGAGGGUAUCUCCUUCAACUAGCUACCAUGGCGCCCGCCGGUGGAGGAAAUAUUAAGGUGGUGGUGAGAUGUCGGCCCUUUAACAGUAGAGAAAUCGACCGUGGGGCAAAAUGUAUUGUUGAGAUGAAAGGCAACCAAACGGUUCUGACACCACCCGCUGAAGCUGCUCAUGGCCCCAAAGGAUCAAAAGAUAACUCACCGAAGGCGUUCGCCUUUGACAAGUCAUAUUGGUCCUUUAACAAAAGCGACCCAAACUACGCCGGCCAAGAAAACUUACAUGGCGAUCUUGGAAAACCACUUUUGGACAAUGCGUUUCAAGGAUACAACAACUGUAUCUUUGCUUACGGACAGACGGGUUCUGGUAAGUCAUAUUCCAUGAUGGGAUAUGGCAAAGAGGCCGGUAUUAUACCCCACAUCUGCCAGGAUAUGUUUAGGAGAAUCGAAGAACUGCAGAAAGACAAGACGACACGGUGUACUGUAGAAGUGUCGUAUCUCGAGAUUUAUAAUGAAAGGGUACGGGAUUUGUUAAACCCAUCCACAAAAGGGAACCUGAAGGUCCGAGAACACCCCUCAACUGGUCCUUACGUAGAGGAUCUCGCCAAGUUGGUGGUCAGCAGCUUUCAGGAGAUCGAGCACCUUAUGGACGAAGGCAACAAGGCAAGAACAGUUGCUGCGACAAACAUGAAUGAAACAUCCAGUAGGAGUCACGCCGUGUUCACGCUUAUGCUCACACAAAAGAAGUACGAUACCGAGACGAAAAUGGAGAUGGAGAAGCAAGCGAAAAUUAGCUUGGUCGAUUUAGCUGGUUCGGAGAGAGCAACGUCAACUGGUGCUACUGGUGCUCGACUAAAGGAAGGUGCUGAGAUCAAUAGGUCCCUCUCGACGCUUGGCCGUGUGAUAGCAGCAUUAGCCGACCUCUCAACGGGGAAAAAGAAGAAAGGACCGGGAGGAACCGUUCCAUAUCGAGAUAGUGUUUUAACGUGGCUUCUAAAGGACUCACUCGGUGGAAACAGUAUGACCGCUAUGAUUGCGGCAAUCAGCCCGGCUGAUAUCAACUACGACGAAACUUUAAGUACUCUACGAUAUGCUGACUCCGCUAAGCGAAUCAAGAACCAUGCUGUUGUUAAUGAAGAUGCGAAUGCUCGCAUGAUUAGAGAACUGAAGGAAGAGUUAUCAGUACUGCGAAGCAAAUUGGGAGGUGGUGGCGGUGGCUCCGGCGGCUCUGCUGUCCCCCCAGAAGAAGUCUAUGCUGAAGGUACGCCUCUAGAGAAACAGAUCGUCAGCAUUACGCAAUCCGAUGGUUCUGUCAAGAAGGUAUCAAAGGCAGAAAUUGCUGAACAGCUAAGUCAAAGCGAGAAGUUGUUGACCGAUCUCAACCAAACCUGGGAAGAGAAACUCCAGAAGACGGAAGAGAUCCACAAGGAGCGAGAAGCUGCUCUUGAAGAACUCGGUAUUAGCAUUGAAAAGGGGUUCGUGGGAUUACAUACUCCCAAGAAGAUGCCUCACUUGGUCAACUUGUCUGAUGACCCUCUUCUCGCGGAAUGUUUGGUCUAUAACCUCAAGCCGGGCAGAACGACGGUAGGAAAUGUGGAAUCGAAUUCGGAGCAUCAGGCAAAUAUCCGUCUCAACGGCACUCGAAUUCUUCAUGAGCACUGUUGCUUUGACAAUUCUUCAGACGGCAUUGUUACAAUAACACCAAGCGAAGGCGCGUCUAUCAUGGUUAACGGAAAGCGCAUCGCAGAGACGACAAGAUUGCAUUCUGGCUUCCGUGUCAUUUUGGGUGACUUUCAUAUAUUCAGAUUCAAUCAUCCUAUGGAGGCUCGUGCAGAAAGGGACGAGAACCGGCAAAGUCUACUUCGGCAGUCCGUUACUGCAAGCCAGUUGCGAGAUCUGGAACGUACAUCUCCGUCCCCGCGGCCAGGCCACGAUCGAUCCUUCAGUAAAGCUGGUUCCGAGUUUCCUGACAGUCGCCCAGAGUCACCCGCUCCGUAUCGAAGCGAACGUGAUACAGAUUGGUCCUUUGCACGACGAGAAGCCGCGGGUGCCAUCCUCGGAACAGAUAAGAACCUUCAAAGUUUGACAGACGAGGAGCUUAAUGCGUUGUUCGAAGAUGUGCAGCGAGCUAGAGCUGAGCGCGUCAAUGAUCGCGAAGGCGAUGACGAUUCGGAAUCUAACACUUCCUAUCCCAUUAGGGAAAAGUAUAUGUCGACUGGCACAAUUGAUAAUCUCUCGUUGGAUACGGCCCUUACGAUGCCGUCUACUCCGAAGGCCGGCGAAGGGGACGAUCGACUUAAGGAAAUGCGAGAUAGUAUGCAAGAUCAGCUGGAGAAGCAAAAAGAAGAAUACCAAGGGCAGCUCAAGAGCGCCGGCGUGGCUAACGUUGAAGUGGAGGAGAUUAAAAAGGAGAAAGCUAGGAUGGAAGAGACUCUAGUCCAGCUAAAAGCCGACAUGCAAAAGCAAUUGGAAACCCAAAAGCAACAGUUCGAGGCUAAGAUUGAAAAGCUCGACCCCUUGAAGAGACCCAAGGCAAAACCAAAACUAACUGAAGAGGAGAUUGAGAGGGCUAAAACGACAAUCGGGCACUGGAGAGGCCGGCAUUACGUACAGAUGGCCGAAGCCGUCCUACAACAUGCGACUAUCCUCAAGGAGGCACAGAUUAUGAGUGAGGAAUUGGGAGAGAACGUUGUGUUCCAAUUCACGGUUGUGGAUAUCGGUCACGCGCGCUGUUCUUCCUACGAUAUGGUGCUAAACGACGUACCAAGCGAGGGUGAAGACCCGGCUCUUGACGAAGCUCAAAAGCCGUGUGUAGGAGUCCGCGUUGUCGACUACAAGAACACCGUCGUCCAUCUUUGGAGCUUAGAAAAGCUCCAUGACCGCGUGCGGCAGAUGCGGCAGAUGCAUCAAUAUCUUGACCAGCCGGAGUACUCUCAACAUUUCAAGCUAGACAAUCCCUUUGUUGAGAAUUGCAUGCCCGAGUAUUCUCUCGUCGGUGAGGUUGAUGUCCCUCUCCGAGCUGUCUUCGAUAGCCGAGUCCAGGAUUUCACCUUGGACGUCCUAUCGCCUCAUACUUCCCAUGCCAUUGGUAUCAUUAAAGUAUCCUUGGAACCUUCUAGCGCCCGAGCUCCUUCGAGUACUUUAAAAUACAAUGUUGUUAUGCACGACAUGAUUGGCUUUGCUGAGCGAGAGGGAACUGACGUACAUGCGCAGUUGUUCAUCCCCGGUGUCUCAGAUAGCGUCACUACAACUCAAAUGAUCAAGGAUUUCGACGAAGGCCCUAUACGAUUCGACAGUGUCCAUAGCAUGAGCGUUCCAUUGUUUGGGUCUCGAGACGUCGAUCUUAGGAUUGCUAUUUUCGCCAAGGUUUCUACGAUGCAUCUCGACAAAUUGUUGAGUUGGGAUGAGAUGCGUGACGCCACUCCCAACCCCGAGCACAAUUCUCCGGGCGCACGAAUAAAUGAAACACAGUUCUACACCGAGGAGAAGCACGAUAUACUUGCCCGGCUCCAGAUCCUCGAACUUAACGAGAACGGAGAGUAUGUUCCUGUGGAGGUCACGCAAACAAGUGAGCUCGAUACUGGUACUUUUCAAUUGCACCAAGGACUUCAGAGACGGGUGGCGAUCAACCUCGCACAUAGCUCGGGAGAUACGUUGCCAUGGGAGGAUAUCAUUUCGGUUCGCAUUGGCAAGAUCCAGCUUGUCGACCACGCCGGCAAAAAUCCUGAUAUGGGAUCACCUGCGCCCGAUAUCCCCUUAAGACUGAGCGCGAAACCCUAUUGCCGCCAAAACGCAAACGGCACGCGAAGCAUGGCUAUUACAGGGCAAUGGGAUUCCAGCUUACACAAUUCUCUUUUGCUUGAUCGCACGACAGCAGACAAAUACAAAGUGCAGAUGACCCUGUCCUGGGAUAUAACUGCUGACAAUCUUGCUGAGCCAAUGAAGUUCUCGACGAACGUUUACUGCCAGAUUUUGGGCAGGACGUUUGUCCGGCAGACGUCAAUGCUAUCGGCUCUAUUUCAGCAUGUUAGGAUCGUGCAUUCUUCUACAGCUAUCUUCACCUUAGGCAUGCGACCGGCGCCUAUUAAGCGGGUCGGCGAUUUAUGGAGGAUGAAUAGUUUGCAUAGCUAUGUAAAGGGCGAAGAGAAUUUGAGCAACUGGGGCCCAAGGGGAGUUUCAUUAAUAGGCGAUUACAUUACUGCACGGAAGAAAAAGAGACGCAUUACUGAGAUCGCGGCAGCCCAGUUAUUCCUCAAGAAGAUUGGCCUACCUGAGCCAAAGAAAAAGCCUGCUGAAGAUGAGGAUAACUCCGAUGAUGAUAUUUCCCCGGAGCUUCAGACCCGUGAUGAUGAUCAAGAUUCGAUCAAUGCACUCCUUAACGAUACCCCAGAGACAUCGCGGCCGUCCACGCCGAAGCAGCCAGAGUCGAUCGAGGGCGACAAGGUAGAUCAGCCGUCUGAACAGCCCGAGCAAUCUUCUGAGCAGCCACCUGUACAGCCCCAAGAGCCAGAGUAUAACGAGCACGAAAUCCUUAUCCUCAACAAAUGCAUAAAGCUCUGGUCGCGACAUCCGGAUCCUACAGCCCGGAUCCUUGGCCCAGCAAAUACAGCACCUCCCUCAGAUGGCGUCGCACCUGAGUCUGUGACACCGCCCAGGUUGAUCUCUACCAUCAUCCGAGUUCCGAAAAACCCGAAAGUCCUAAAAGGAGGCUAUCUUUUUGUCCCCAAUAAUGAUUACAACAAAUGGAUCAAGAGAUUUGUGGAGCUCCGAAGACCUUAUCUCCAUAUCCAUGACGUUAGUGACGGCGACGAGGUGGCGAUCGUUAGUCUUCGCAAUUCUAGGGUUGAUAGCCAGCCAGAGAUUCUAUCACUGUUCAAUGGCCACGAUGACGAACCAGAUGGGUUAACUCCAACAAAUGGUAAUGCUCGCGAGAACUUCCAACCAGGCCAUCAUCGGACACCGUCAGGUCGGACCAUUUCAACCGUUUGGUCUGGAAAUUUCAGGUCUUCAGGUCCUAGUCUUGGCGGCUUAAGCGAACGUCUGCAGGCGGGCGUUUUUGCUGUUUAUGGGACAGACAACACGUGGCUGUUUGCGGCUCGCAAUGAGCGCGAGAAGCUUGACUGGAUCUCUCGAAUUGAUCAGAGCUACUUCUCUGGUAGCGCGAGCGUCAGCAUGAGCGGUAGUGGUGCGGUGAGCCCGCAACCGAGAAGCUACACCAUCGGCGCCGAUUGAGACAUCUAAUACCCUAUCAUAAACCAAACCGGCUAGUCAGUCUGGCCCGUUUAGGAAGCUAUGAGUUACGACUGCCUUCGAUUAGCAUAAUGAAAGCAUAUAUUGGUUGGGAUAGUUGAAAACAAGCGGCGUUGUUUUUUCCUUUUGUUUUAGAAUACCCUCUGUCGUAUCGCCAGACAGAGAACUCUGUACUACUUAGAUUAUACCCUCAGGGUUUUCGAAUUCGCGGGAAAGGGCCAAAAUGCAGGUGCG
Messenger RNA from Daldinia loculata, 5604 nucleotides. RefSeq names its product kinesin heavy chain. Gene Ontology annotation, cellular component: kinesin complex; microtubule. Gene Ontology annotation, molecular function: microtubule motor activity; ATP binding; microtubule binding. Gene Ontology annotation, biological process: microtubule-based movement; cytoskeleton-dependent intracellular transport. The transcript has 2 exons. The coding region runs from base 154 to 5352 and encodes 1732 amino acids. NCBI's taxonomy places the organism in Eukaryota, Fungi, Ascomycota, Sordariomycetes, Xylariales, Hypoxylaceae. The record is from RefSeq and is a predicted model, not a curated record.